This is a messenger RNA of Cercospora beticola, 854 nucleotides long. RefSeq lists its product as uncharacterized. Lineage: Eukaryota; Fungi; Ascomycota; Dothideomycetes; Mycosphaerellales; Mycosphaerellaceae. The record is from RefSeq and is a predicted model, not a curated record.
CAGAAACUUUAGCAGGAUCAGCAAUCUCAAUACCUCAACAUGUCUGACUCUGACUUUAUACUCUACGAUCUUCCCAGUAGAGAGCCCUGUCGCAGCUGGUCAGGCAAUGCGUUGAAAGCUCGUACUGUGCUCAACUACAAGAACAUCCUAUUCCGCACAGAAUGGAUCCCAUAUGUUCGUCUGCAAGAGACUCUCGCCGCCACCGGCGUGAAACCCAACCCGCAACCCAACUGGUCUAACUACUCAAUCCCCACUGUCCGCUUUCCUGAUGGAACGGUGGUCAUGGACUCGGAGAAGAUCAUCCCCAAGAUCGAAGAGCUCUACCCUUCGCCAUCUCUCCACCUCGAUCGCACGGAUAUUAUUGAUGCGGUGAAAGCCGCGUCAGGGAAAGUGUUUUACCCAUUAAUGUCUUGGUUCUUUCCAAAAGUCCAGUCGAGGAUCCUUGUCGAGGAGGAUAUUGCUUGGUUUGAGGAAGAUCGUGGAAGAAGAUUUGGGAUGAGUAUGGCUGAUCUGGAGAAGUCGAAGAGUGAGGAGGACUGUUUCGAAGAGGCGAAGCCUGGGCUUGAAAUGAUGGAAAAGCUGCUGACGGAUUUCAAGAAGGAUGAUGGGCCUUGGAUUAUGGGCAAGGAGAUGUGUUUUGGGGACCUUUUGCUUGUGGGAACGGUAAGGAUGAUGGAAAUGUUGGGGAAGGAUGAGAAGGAGAAGUUUCUCAGCAAAGUUAAGGGGCUGAGGGAGUUGUAUGAUGCGGGAAAGAAGUAUGCUCUUACGGAAAAUAGCGAUGAAUAGCACGGCUGGCUCUGGAAGUAUUGCACAUUAGUUUGCGGCCCAGUCACAUCGUAUGGUAGUAAAUGCAC